AUGACCGACUCUUUCGUCGCCAACUCCCACAUUCUACAUCGCAACUUCGCGACCCGACCCUCAAAAGUCACAAAGGGAAAUGGAAUAAGCUUCACCCUAGAAGAUGGCACUCAAAUAAUAGACGCCAGCUGUGGACCGUCCGUCUCCUGUCUAGGCCACAGCCAAUCGGAGAUCUUUGACGCAAUAACCAACCACCUACAAAAUGACAUCGCAUACGUGUAUUCAGGAAGUCCCUACACGAACCAAGCAACAGAAGAUCUUGCAACGCUCCUUCUAUCCUCGAAGCCAGGUGGGCUCUCAAAGGCCAUCUUUGUCAACUCCGGCAGCGAAGCUACAGAUGCUGCCCUGAAGCUUGCUGUGCAAUAUUGGCAUGAACGGGGCCAGCCGCAGCGGACACAUUUCAUUGCUCGAAAGCAGAGUUAUCACGGGAAUACAAUUGGUGCGCUUUGUGUUUCUGGGCAUGAGUCGCGACGGGCAUUUUAUAAGGACUUCAUGUCGAGGAAUGUCUCUUUUGUUGAUCCUUGUUAUGCGUAUCGGAUGAAAGUGGAUGGUGAGGGUGAUGAGGCAUUUGUGAAAAGGCUAGCAAGUCAAUUUGAAGAGGAGAUCUUGAGGGUUGGCCCUGAUAAUGUUGCUGGGUUUGUGGCGGAGACCGUUUCUGGGACUACGCUUGGCUGUGUGCCUGCUGUUCCGGGAUAUUGGAAAGCUAUUCGGGAGAUUUGUGAUCGAUAUGAAAUUUUGCUAAUUCUGGAUGAGAUUAUCUGUGGUAUGGGUAAGACUGGCACCAUGCACGCUUGGGAGCAGGAAUGUAUCCGGGGCCCUGACAUCCAGACCAUUGGAAAGGCCCUUGGCGCAGGCUUUGUGCCUUUAUCUGGUGUCCUGCUCCACGAAAAGAUAUUCAAGGCUUUGUCUGCCGGAUCUGGUGGACUAGCUCACGGACAUACUUUCCAGGCCCACCCUCUUGCCUGCGCUGCGGCUAUUGCAGCACAAAAUAUCAUCCAACGUGACAAUCUAGUACAGAAAGUUAUGGACGGUGGUCAAAAGUUAGAGGCCGCCCUCCGGAGAGAGAUUGAACCCCUUCCCAUGGUUGGUGAUAUUCGUGGCCGCGGUCUCUUUUGGGCUGUGGAAUUCGUCCUCCACAAAAACACAAAGAAGCCAUUCCCUCUCGAAGCAAACUUUUCGAACAAGGUUGUUGCCAGUGCUCUCAGGCGUGGAGUGAAUAUACUGGGCAACUUAGGUCACACUGGCACAUAUCAGGUUGAUCAUGUUCUUGUCUGCCCGCCCUAUAUAGUGACAGAGGGAGAUAUCGAUCAGAUUGUGGCUCUUGUGAAGGAUGCUAUUGUUGAGAUAAGUGAGCCUUUUAUUUCGCGAUUUUGA
This is a messenger RNA of Penicillium soppii, 1374 nucleotides long. RefSeq lists its product as uncharacterized. Gene Ontology annotation, cellular component: cytosol. Gene Ontology annotation, molecular function: pyridoxal phosphate binding; transaminase activity. The transcript has 3 exons. The record is from RefSeq and is a predicted model, not a curated record. Bases 1 to 1374 code for a protein of 457 amino acids. NCBI's taxonomy places the organism in Eukaryota, Fungi, Ascomycota, Eurotiomycetes, Eurotiales, Aspergillaceae.